GGAAAAAUUCAGUCAGUGACGAGCUUUCAGGAAGGAACGACACGGCGCGGGCUCAUGAUUCCGUUAGAUCGAACGUGGGUUGGAAGGGAAGUUGUGAGGAUUUGUCUGUAAUUAUCCGGUUCGGGCAGCUAUUUCCGACUUGUUUCCAGUGAGAUUUGCUCGCUUUGAUUGAGGAAAAUCUGGCGUUUUCCGAAUUCCGGGAAAUCAUUGAAAAGUUUUCUCAAAAAAAGGUGUGAAAAAUUAAAGUGGAAACCAACACACGAAAUUGCUUUUGGCUUGUGAAAGAAUUGUGAAAGAGCUCUAAACCCUUAGCAAGGACGAAGUGUGUGUGCCGAAAGGAAAGAUGAAGCGUAUGUUUUCGUCGCAAAGUUAGAGGGUUGUGAAGUGCGGGGGCGUAAGGGCUGAAAAGUUCUAGUAGUAGUGUGGCGGUGGGUGGUGCUGAGUGGUGAGAACUUUCGUGACGAAAGCUCACCGGAACGGGUUGUUGACCCUGCAACAACGGCGACGUGCUGAUUGCAUUUCUCCCCUCAGUUAGGGUUGUUCAUCGGAAGCCCUUGCAUGCAGCUGUAAAUCACUUCUUGCGGAUGUGAUGCCUGCAUGGCUUCCAUUUAAUUCACAACAAAGGAAUCCAAGAACCAGAAUUGGAGGCAAACAGAAUUAAGCUGAUAUAAUCACCGAGAUCAUGUUCCUACCAGUCAAAUCCAAUUCGUCGUCAGAAAAUAACGGCAGCAAUGGUGCGGUUGUGGCUGCUUCCGAGGACGUGGCAACAACAACAAGCAAUUCGACACAGACACCGAGCGAUUUGAGUCCUCCCGGGCCCCAUGAGGAGGUGCUACCGCAAGCCCAUCAUCAAAAUCCUGGACACUGUAUCGCCUCGUUUGCAGCUAUUAAUCGGAUGAGGAGUAAUUCGCAGUUAUGUGAUGUCUGUCUGGAAGUCGGUGGAGAAACCAUUCACGCCCAUAAAGUCGUCCUGGCAUCAGUUAGUCCGUACUUUUAUGCUAUGUUUAAUGACGACAUGCGGGAGCGAACACAGGAAAAUGUAACGCUACACGAUGUCGAUGCAACCGCACUACGCCAACUAAUUGAUUACACCUACACGGGGGAGAUAACAAUUACAGAAGAUAAUGUCCAAGUUCUGCUGCCAGCCUCGAGCCUCCUUCAAAUCCAAUCAGUACGGGAAGCAUGCUGUAAAUUUCUCCUGCGACAGCUCCACCCUUCCAAUUGCCUUGGGAUCCGGAGUUUUGCGGAUGCUCACUCAUGCAAGGAGCUCCACACCCGGUCCCACAAAUAUGCGCUGCAGAACUUUCAACAGGUUGUCGGAACCGAGGAAUUCCUACUGCUUCCAUUUGACGAGGUUCGUGACCUAAUAUCAAACAACCAGCUAAACAUUUGCUCCGAAGAAAAAGUGUUCUUAGCCGUCUUGAAUUGGGUCAAACAUGACCUCGCCGAACGCCAACAAUAUGUCUCUGAGUUGAUGACUCAUGUUAGAUUGCCACUAGUAAGUCGUGACUUUCUAAUGACGUGUGUGGAGUCGGAAGCUCUAAUCAGAGAUGAUCCACAAUGCAAAGAGCUCCUGCUGGAAGCCAUGAAGUAUCACUUGCUCCCGGAACAAAGAAGCCUAAUGAACAGCCUGCGAACAAACGAGCGACGUCCCGACGGCAUGAAACCGUACAUUUUCGCCGUGGGUGGAGGAAGCUUGUUCGCCAUCCAUAGCGAAUGUGAAUGCUAUAAUCCUAGGACAAAUACUUGGAUGCCCAUCACUCCCAUGUUGUGGCGACGUUCCCGUUCAGGAGUGACAUCGUUACAGAAAUUGCUUUACGUUGUAGGCGGAUAUGAUGGCGUCACGGAUUUGAGCACGGCCGAAUUCUACAACCCUUUGAACAAUAAAUGGACGGAAAUCACUCCGAUGGGAACAAAACGGUCCUGUUUGGGAAUCUGUGCAUUCGAUGGAUUGUUGUAUGUUUGCGGCGGAUAUGAUGGAGCGUCGUGUUUGAGCAGUAUGGAGCGAUAUGAUCCGUUGACGGGAGUUUGGAGCUCAUGCCCAGCUAUGAGUACACGAAGGAGGUAUUGCAGAUUGGCGGUGCUUGAUAAUUGUAUCUACUCCCUUGGGGGGUUCGAUUCUACCAAUUACCAGUCAUCGGUGGAACGUUUUGAUCCUCGAGUAGGAAGAUGGACACCAGUGCCUAAUAUGACUUCCCGACGAAGUAGCUGUGGUGUUGCAGCCCUCGAUGGUCACCUCUAUUGUAUAGGAGGAAAUGACGGAACGAUGUGUAUGUCUAGUGGAGAGCGAUUAAAUUUAAGACGCAACGCAUGGGAACCUAUUACAGCAAUGCAUUCAAGGAGGUCAACUCACGAAGUAGUCGAAGUGGAUGGUUGCCUUUAUGCGCUUGGUGGAAAUGAUGGCUCAUCGUCACUGAACUCAGUCGAACGCUACGACCCGAAAACUAAUAAAUGGACAAUAGUUAAUUCCAUGGUAACCCGUCGUAGUUCAGUCGGUGCUGCUGUUUUGGAAUGCUUCAAUCUGGAACGAGGAUUGGUUCAGACAACAAAUUUAUGACCCUUGUCGAGCGUUUCCGAAGCAGGAGCGAGCGGUAACAGUAGUAGCAAUGGUAGUGGUCAUAGUUCACAUCGAGAAUCAUUACCAUCUUCGUUUACCAGCAAAACCUCUUAACGAUUUACCGAAAUACUUUUCAGUAGCCUAGAGGUACUAGUCAAGGAAAAUUUUUAAAUUAUUCUGGAAGAUGCAUUGUUCCUAAUUGAAGUAUAGUACACCGCGUUAGUGUGGAUACAUUUGAAUAAAUGUAAACUGGUUAAAGCUAGGAGGGCAUAGAAAGAAUUGAAGGGCAUUGUCAGGAAUAGUUGUGCAUCACCUGGGUAUAAGCCCCUCACUGCAAACAAAGUACCAAUGAAUGUGCCGAUAAAUCAAUUAGGAACAUCUGUAUCUAAAAUAUCCACAGAAAUAUAAACAUAACAAAAUGCAACAACGACUAAAAACGAACGGUUAUCAACGCGUGAAUCUAAAGCAGUUUUUAAUGCAUCUUUUAACAUUCCCCUUCCAAUCACCACCAGCAGCUUUAAAAUCAAAAAUCUUCAAAAAUUAUUCUAAACUCAAACAGAAAUCAUUUCUACGGAUAUAAUUGCAAUGUCUGGAUUUUGGAAUAUGUAUAUGCGUGAAAAGUUUAUCCUGUGAUACAAACAAACAAGAAUUUCAUCAGAAACACUAUAUUUAUAUGCUUGAAGCGAUAUUUUGAAGCAAUUCCCAAUAUUCCAAUGAUUACAAAUAUGAUUUUAUUUUAAUACUUCUUAUACUGCCUAUCGUCAGAAGAUUUAUGCAUUAAAAGUAAGAAAUAUCUAAUAAUAUAAUAUAAAUGUGCGCAUUGCUUGCAAAUUACUUAUAAAGACUCGGGAUUGUCUAAGCUUACAGUUAUGGUUUUAUUUUUACCUUUCAAAUUGAGGACGUGCCGUAUGAAAUGCUUACCUAGAGGGAACCCUAACAUGGAUUCUGUUCCAACAUUCCAUCAAUUGAAAUUAGAAGCAGAAUCUUCCGAAACAUUUAUAAGAUUUAUUAUUAAUCUAAACAAUCCUUUGACGUUACUGCCAUUUCGUUCGUUCAGAUGAAAAAUAUAAACCUUCCUUUGGAACUUUCAUUCGGCAUGCCAAUUUUAGAUUAACUUUUUUUUUAAAUAUUCGUGGUCCAACUUAUUUUUACGAGAAUUUUGUAAGGACAGCAUAAUAUAAUUAAAAUAAAAUCGUUUAUAUAAAUAUAUGUAAAAUUAAAUUCGCAAAAAAAAAUCUAAACAACUGAAAUGCAAAUUAUAUAUUAGAAACUCUACCGAUAUGAAAUCUACAUCUUAUAAGCUACGUACAAAACUUAUUUAUAAAAUAAAACAAAAAAAAAGAAUAAUUUAUUGGAUAUGAUGCGAUACAGUGUUUUUAUAUAUACAGUAGAUAUAUUUAACGAAAUUUUUUAUACAGCCCUUAAUAACAUUAAGAUUCCAACACAUCGGAUGGAAGAACAAACGAAAUAUUUCAAAUGUGUUGAAAAUCAAAAUUUUGAACGAACAUAAGACUUUAUAAAAGACUAUUUGGGCUAGAAAUUCGCUAUAUAUAAAGAUAAAUCUAAAAAUAUCGUGUAACAUUGUGAGGAAGGAACAAAAUGAUAGGAUUAUAUAAUAGAUCAAGGAAUUAGAUUGUCUUUAUAAGAUUAUUGUUCAAAUUUAUGGAUUUUAAAAAUUGCCAUAAAGCAAAAAUGGCAAUAAUAAAAUUAGAGAUCAAAAUUUAAAAUAUCAAAAUUAAAUUUUACAAUAAAUAAUCAGUAAAAAUUUGUCAGAACCCACUGCCGAUGAUCAUUUUUAUGGAAAGGAUCUAAUAUUUCUACAUUUUCAGGUUAUUUAUAAACAUUCAUUUUUCAGUCAGUUCAAGCAAAAGUUUUAAAUCUCAAAACAUUUAUAUAUUUUCAAAAUUAAUACUAACUUUUGUUAUUGUCUUAGAAAUAUUUCCAUGGUUAAUUUCUAGUAAUCGAAUGAAUACACUUUUGUUGAAAUUUAAAUUAAAAAAGUUUAGAAUCUAAAUGUAAUUUUUAGUUAUGAAAAUCUGAUUUUCAUAGAUACUUUAAGAAACUUAUUUACACGAAUAGAAUUAUGAAGUUUUUAAUACCGAACAUGCUAUCGAUUUUUUACUACAAUAUUAGAGAUAGUGGUUUGCUCGUUUGUUAGUGUGAAGAUUAACAUUUUAGUAAGUGAAAAUUGUUUUUAGAUGAGAAAAUAUGAUAGAAUUUAAAAUAGUUUUUAUUUGUUCUGCUGCGUAUAAGGGAAGUUCUACUAAAUUUUAUUGAGAGUAUUGAAAAAUAAAUGGAAUAUACAAAUUAAA
Messenger RNA from Hermetia illucens (black soldier fly), 4869 nucleotides. RefSeq names its product kelch-like protein 17. Gene Ontology annotation, molecular function: protein binding. The record is from RefSeq and is a predicted model, not a curated record. The coding region runs from base 683 to 2557 and encodes 624 amino acids. The transcript has 9 exons. NCBI's taxonomy places the organism in Eukaryota, Metazoa, Arthropoda, Insecta, Diptera, Stratiomyidae.